Molecule: messenger RNA, 3078 nt
Organism: Equus quagga
Lineage: Eukaryota; Metazoa; Chordata; Mammalia; Perissodactyla; Equidae
Gene: TMEM127
Product: transmembrane protein 127
Exons: 4
Coding region: 232-948 (238 amino acids)
Biological process (GO): negative regulation of cell population proliferation; negative regulation of TOR signaling
Cellular component (GO): membrane
Source: RefSeq, a predicted model, not a curated record
GGAUGCGGAGGUAGAGGUGGAGGAAGCCGGAAGUGGAUCGGGGCCCGGUCGGUCCGGGCGUUGCGGGUUUGGGGCCUGGGAUCACUCUGCCUGGGGCAGCUGAGGAGCCCGUGACGGGACGGAGCGGCGCCAUCCCGGCCCUGAGGCCUGCUGACUGGCAGGCUCUGUGCGCCCCGCGGAGGUCGGCGGCGACCAGCAGCGACCGCGGAGCAACGGCGGGCGGCCCCGGGUAUGUACGCCCCCGGAGGCGCAGGGCUGCCCGGCGGGCGCCGGCGGAGGAGCCCGGGAGGCAGCGCUCUGCCCAAGCAGCCGGAGCGUAGCCUGGCCUCGGCGCUGCCAGGCGCCCUGUCCAUCACGGCGCUGUGCACCGCCCUCGCCGAGCCUGCCUGGCUGCACAUCCACGGUGGCACCUGUUCCCGCCAGGAGCUGGGGGUCUCCGACGUGCUGGGCUACGUGCACCCGGAUCUGCUGAAAGAUUUCUGCAUGAAUCCUCAGACAGUACUGCUCCUGCGGGUCAUUGCUGCCUUCUGCUUCCUGGGCAUCCUGUGUAGUCUCUCCGCGUUCCUUCUGGAUGUCUUUGGGCCCAAGCACCCAGCCCUGAAGAUCACCCGUCGCUAUGCCUUCGCCCACAUCCUCACAGUCCUGCAGUGUGCCACUGUCAUCGGUUUUUCUUACUGGGCUUCCGAACUCAUCCUGGCCCAGCAACAGCAACAUAAGAAGUACCAUGGUUCCCAGGUUUAUGUCACCUUUGCUGUUAGCUUCUACCUGGUGGCAGGAGCUGGCGGAGCCUCAAUCCUGGCUACAGCAGCCAACCUCCUGCGCCACUACCCCACGGAGGAAGAGGAGCAGGCGCUGGAGCUGCUGUCCGAGAUGGAGGAGAAUGAGCCCUACCCAGCAGAGUAUGAAGUCAUCAACCAAUUCCAGCCGCCUCCGGCCUACACACCCUAAUGCCAGCCUGGGCUUUCUUCCUCUGCAACCCCUCCCCCACUCUGCAGCGCCUCUCACACCCUGAGGAGCUCCUUUCCCCAGCAGGCCUCACUGGUAGGAUCCUGACCAUCUUCACCAAACCUUCCCCAGGAGAGACUCUGCCUUUAGGGUUGUUCAUGAUCCCUGCUCUCGAAACCUGGGAUUCACCGAUUUUAUAUAAUGCACUGUUUCCCCUCUUGCCACCUUCCCCUCCCUUCACAGUCACUACAUUACCAACCAGGGAUGGUCUUACGAGUUUUCUCCCUUCAUUGAGACCAGGACUUUCCUUGGGGAGCUGCUGACAGUGGACAGUCCCAGAUAGAAGAAGUGUCAACAGGGCCCAAGGGAACAGGGACUGUGCCCUGCAGGCAUGCUUCAUAAUAGUCACCGUGUGUUCCACAGCUGUGGCUCUGGGCUGACCCCGGCCCCCCCCCCCAUUCCUUCUUGGAGUGCCGAGUACCAGGCCGCGCACUCUGUGGAAUUCUCUGCACUUUAGUCUUUGGACUUCCCAUCGAGUGUGUUCUGGUUUUACAGGGAGAAGGAAUUGCUGCUGGGAGGCAGAGCUGGUGCUCUUCCCGUCCUGCCCUUGCUUGGGUGUCUGGAGCCCAGGCAAGGAGAGCAGCACCUGGUGCCCAUAAAGGAUCAGAGUGAAGGGGGCUGAAUCUCCCCAGCCCCUUCACCUUUUAAAAUGUGAGUGGUUUUAAAAGGAAAAAAAAACAACCAACCAACAGCAACAAUAUUCUCUUUUUAAACUAGCGACAAGACUGUUGUCAUUUUUCAGAUAUUUAUCCUGUUCCCUUUGGCUCUGCAGUGUUUUGGGCCGCAGCUCCUUCCAGCCCAUGGUAGUUCUUCCCUGAAUCUCUCCCUGCAGAAUGCAGCCCUAUCCCCUUGCUCCCUCCCUCCCAGUGACCACGGCUCCCUGGGGCCUUCCUGUGGAACCCAGAGCCCUGUCAGCCCAAGGGGCUGAGGACUGUUGCCUGGCUGGCUGGCCAGCGUGGUGCUCCUCAGGACUGUGGCACUGAGAUGUAACCUGGCCUCCGUGCAGGAACAGGGGCCACAGCAGGGUGGGAAACCCACCACUCUCCACAUAGGAACCCCAACCAGUGGGGCCCCAUUGCGUGAGGUGUCAGAACCACCCUGUCAGACUAGUGGACCUGCCUGUGUCCCUCAGGCUCAGUGUGUCCCCUAGACCAUGACUUGGGGCAACAGCUUGCUGCAUGCCCCUUUCCCCUUCUUGAAUGUACUCUGGUCUUGCAGUGUGCUACUGGCUCUUUCUUGCCUAGCCAUCACUCUGGCUAUCCUGUUUACCACAUGUGUGGCUCUGGAUCUGGCUGAAUUUUCUGCCCUGACAUCUGGGGCAUAAAGAGGGAAAACUUGAGACGUUCAGUGUGGAUCCAGAUGGCCAAGUUUCUUUGGAAUCAGUGUCCAGUGCUGGGUUGAAAAGCAGAUGGAUCCCAGUCUCCUCCCCCAGGUGAUAGAGCAAGACUGGAGAAUGGACAUCACUGUUGAACUGUGGCUAGAAAGCGACUGUCAUUUCCCUUGUCCUUCUUUGGCAGACUGCCUGGGGAUGUCUGGACAGAUAGGUGUGUGGGUAGUGAAGAGCAUAUCCACACAUGAGUGAGCGGCUGCCUGGAGUUCAUUGUUAUGCCAAAGUGUGUCCCAUGCUGACUCUCACACUCUUCCAGACUCUCUUCUUAGGCAAGAAAGACUGCCAUAUGAUACCUGAGCACAAAGCCAAGGAGCUAAAUUAAGUCUUGUCUUUCUGUAAAGCCUGAGUUUGUCUAUGUGAGAUUUCCAGGGUGUGGUCAGCUCUCUCUGACCAUGGGUGUCCGAGCGGGCAGACCAGGAGACCGCGCACUGAACAAGCAUGCCAUGUGACCGGUCAUCUCAUGAGGACCCGGACGUGACCCUGUGGGCCGUUCCACAUGAUUUGGAGCCUGGUUUUUAUUAGCUUCCCAUGCCUCUGGCCUUUCUUUCUCUUUUCCCCUGCCAUCCUGACACUGAUAGUUUGUCAUAUAAAUUCCCCUGGUUGUGUUUUUUUUUCUAGAAAAAAAAUUAAAAAGCAAAACAAAACAAAAAACCAGAAACCACAAAUAAGAAUGUAAAUGCCAA